AUGUCAAGAUCACCAACCUCAUCACACGCUGCACCGUCAACACCCACCACCGCUUCGAUUCUCACCUCGUUGCUCUUCCUCUGCAUCCUCUCCUCCGUCUCCGCCGCCAACCCGCCGCCCGCACCCCUCCCAACCCUGCACAACGUCGUCGCUGCAGCUGCAGCAGCAGCACCACCACCACCUCGCCAGCACUACAACGCCAACCGUGACCCCCAGCAGCAGCAGCAGCAACCGUCCGGCCCGUACACGCCGCUCGUCACGCCUGCGCCCUCGGCUCUCCCCGACGACCGGGUCCUCGCCAACCAAGGAUUCCGUCAGGAGACGUACUACACAUGCAUGACGGCGCCCAGCGGCCGCGAACACUGCGGCUGGCAUACGCCUGUGCUCAAGCAGGCCAAGCAGGCCGGCGCCGUCGCGGCUCCCGGCCGGGCCACGGACGCCCGGGUCGUGGUUGUGGUCAUCGCCGCUUUGGCGGGCCUCUUUGCCGUAGGCAUGAUGUGA
Molecule: messenger RNA, 501 nt
Organism: Beauveria bassiana ARSEF 2860
Lineage: Eukaryota; Fungi; Ascomycota; Sordariomycetes; Hypocreales; Cordycipitaceae
Exons: 1
Coding region: 1-501 (166 amino acids)
Source: RefSeq, a predicted model, not a curated record